UCGACAUAAAGCAGCCCGGUGCCAGGCCGCUUAUUUUGGAUUUAAAUCUAUGAUUUGAGAGGGAAAACAAGAAUUUUGUAACACAUGAAAAGUCUUUACAUUCUCCAUGUGUCAGUGCGAAGAUUCCUUGACUCGCCUUUAAAAGCAUCACGUUUCUCCUUCUCUGGACUCGACCUGUCAGGUCUGACGCGGUCAUUGUGGGCGCUGCGUUGACAGUCAUGGAGGAGCAGUGCAGCGGGUCUGUUCAAAUCACCAGAUAACGUCAGUUCGCUCUGUUAUUGUCUAAAAUGGGAUCUGUUCUGGACGAUCCGUUUCUAGAGAGACACUUCAGGGGACAUAAAGAUGCUGUGACCUGUGCAGACUUCAAUCCAAACCAAAACCAGCUGGCUACAGGAUCAGUGGAUAGGACCCUGAUGAUCUGGAACCUGGCCCCAAAGGCGAGGGCCUUUCGUUUUGUCGGGCACCAGGACACCGUCACGGGGCUGCAGUUCUCCCCGUCCGGGCGUCUGCUGGCUUCUUCGUCCAAAGACAGAACGGUUCGAUUGUGGACACUUUCCUUAAAAGGAGAGUCCUCGGUGUUGAAAGGCCACACCGCCGCGGUACGCAGUGUGUCUUUCUCCCAUGAUGGCUACAGCCUGGUCACUGCGUCUGAUGACAAGUCGGUUAUAGUGUGGAGCGUCCCACGGCGGUGUUACGUCUACUCCCUCAGCCAGCACACCAACUGGGUCCGCUGUGCCAGAUUUUCUCCAGACGGGAGGCUCAUAGCGUCCUGCGGGGACGACUGCUCCGUCCGUCUCUGGGACACGUCCACCAAAUGCUGCAUCAACACUUUCACCAACUGCGGAGGCUCGGUCACAUUUGUCGACUUCAACGCCAGCGGCACCUGCAUCGCCUCGUCAGGAGAUGACAGUUGUCUUAAAAUCUGGGAUUUGCGAACCAAUAAGCUGAUUCAGCACUAUCAAGUCCACAAUGGAGGAAGCAAUAGUUUGUCCUUCCACCCGUCCAAUAACUACCUAAUCAGUGGCUCCAGUGACCGGACAGUGAAGAUCCUGGACCUGCUGGAGGGCCGGCUCAUCUAUACCUUGCAUGGACACAAGGGAGCCGUAAUCACUGUGGCCUUUUCCAGGCUUGGAGAUCACUUUGCCUCAGGCGGAACUGAUUGCCAGGUUCUGCUGUGGAAGACCAAUUUUGACCGUAAACGUUACCGGGAUGUUCUGCUACAACACAGCUGGAGGUCCACCCCCGAUCCUCUGCCCCACCUGUCUGACAUCCACCCCGGGACGCCCCACGCCCACCUCCACCGCUCACAUCCCACGGGCAUUCAGAUCAAUCCAGUCGUGACAAACACGUUGUCCUACGAUCCUGAGGUCGUAGAGGUCAGCCGAUAUCACCAUGACAACAAGCCUCCAUCUCCUCCCUCCAUCGGCUUCCUUCUACUGCCUCCUCACAAGUCUCCCUUUGAAGUGAGGACAGCGUGCAGGAAGCAAGCUGGAAUCGAUUGCUCCGUGCAUUAGGCCAGGAAUGUGUGACACCCCCUCCUCCUCUUCCUUCCUCUCCCAUCCCUCAGACACAUCCCUCAUUAAUUUCCCCCCUUCUGUUCCUCCUGUUGCUCCACCAGAAGUAUCUACUAUCGCCCAACGUCGCCUCACUUUCUGGAGUUUAAACAAGGAUGACCGGCCCCGAUUGUUCCUCAUUUCAAAAUCGAUCUCUUUGUUAUAUUAACCCUACCUCGGGGUCAUCACGACAAUACUUACUCUGAGUUUCGUUCUCCAGUAUUUUGAAAGGUUUUGUUGAAGAGUUGUUUCAGAAAAGCGUCAUUCUCGGUAUGCCCUUACUUGUGCAACACCAAUUGGAGAUUCGCCGAUCCGAUAUUAAUAUCGGUAUCAGUCCUGAUAUGGAAGAAAAUUCUA
Molecule: messenger RNA, 1910 nt
Organism: Poecilia latipinna (sailfin molly)
Lineage: Eukaryota; Metazoa; Chordata; Actinopteri; Cyprinodontiformes; Poeciliidae
Gene: poc1b
Product: POC1 centriolar protein B
Exons: 11
Coding region: 288-1514 (408 amino acids)
Biological process (GO): cilium assembly
Cellular component (GO): centriole; ciliary basal body
Molecular function (GO): protein binding
Source: RefSeq, a predicted model, not a curated record